CCGCAUCGUUCAUUUUGUUUUCAAAAGUUUGUAUAAAAAAUAACAAAAUUGUUUAGUUCUAGAAUAUUUCACUCUGCCCCACGUAAUAUACUCUUUGCGGUAAUAAUACGUCCGGUACCUACUAGGCUACUAUGUAAUACCGGAUGCAGCGAAGUGUUAACUGUUGUGUGCACUGUGCUAAUUAAAAUUGUAAACAAAGACAAACGUAGAUACAAGUUCCAUCAUAAUUAUAAUAUUUGCAUUGGAUGAUUGUAUUUUGGAGAUUAGACACUUGGACAGUGUACACCGCAAUUUGCCAGAGGGUACAUUCAAUUUCGCAAAUUGAAGAUGCCAGCAAUUUCGGGAAAGUAUCAGCAUUAUAAAAAUGAAAACAUAGACGACUACUUUUCAGUCGUAGGUGUACCAUACUUGGCAAGAAAAAUGAUGGGAUUAUCGUCACCAGUAAUGGAAAUAUCGCUGGAUGGAAAUAAAAUGACCAUUAAAAAUGUAUCUUUAAUGAGAAAUGCAGAAAACACAUUUCAGCUAGGAGAAGAAUAUGAUGAACAAAUGCCUGGAAAUACCCUAAAGAGUGUCACUAAAAUUGUUAAUGACAAUGAAGUUAUAACAGAAUCAGUUAUACCAGAUUCGGGAGAUAAAUGCGGAAGACAUUACCAUUUUACGGAUGAUGAAUGUGUUAUAACUCUUACACAUGAUAAGGCAAAAACACCUGCCAAACGAUACUUCAAAAGGGUUACGGCAUAAGUAUAUUUUGUGGGCUUCAUAACAUGUGGAAUGAUAAUUAAGUGAUAAGAAUAUAAGCAUCAUAUUUCCAUUAUGUCUACUAUUUUAUAAUUUUUAUAAAUCACGUUUUUUACAUUUUAUUUUUAUACUUACCUUGUGAUAUUUUCUUGUGAUUUUUGUCUUUUAUAAUAUUUUAUGUAUGUCUAAGUAAAAAUGUUAUUUUGAUCUUGGGCGAAAAUAUUGAAAUUUAAAUAAAACAUUUUGAACUGUCCAAA
Molecule: messenger RNA, 995 nt
Organism: Leptidea sinapis
Lineage: Eukaryota; Metazoa; Arthropoda; Insecta; Lepidoptera; Pieridae
Product: fatty acid-binding protein 12-like
Exons: 5
Coding region: 328-741 (137 amino acids)
Biological process (GO): fatty acid transport
Cellular component (GO): nucleus; cytosol
Molecular function (GO): fatty acid binding
Source: RefSeq, a predicted model, not a curated record